UUAGUGGAGCGAAGUGUAGUAGGGUUUACUAGAUUUACACAUUUCCAAAGAGUUGCAGCGUGGUGUUAGGGUUCUUGGAAAAAUCCCAUUACAUUCAGAUCCGCUUAUAAUUAAGAUCUCCUUCGAUGUCGAUGGGUGGUUCGCAGACGCUUGAUAUUCUUGGGGAUCGUCAGUCUGGUCAAGAUGUUCGCACCCAAAACAUUACGGCUUGUCAAUCUGUUUCAAAUAUAGUGAAGACUUCACUUGGUCCUGUUGGACUUGACAAGAUGUUGGUCGAUGAUAUUGGGGAUGUAACCAUUACAAAUGAUGGUGCCACAAUUCUCAAGAUGUUGGAUGUUGAACAUCCAGCUGCCAAGGUACUUGUUGAGUUGGCUGAGCUUCAAGAUCGAGAAGUAGGAGAUGGUACUACUUCUGUUGUCAUCAUAGCAGCCGAGUUACUUAAGAGAGCGAAUGAUCUUGUCAAAAAUAAGAUUCAUCCAACAUCCAUCAUUAGUGGAUACAGACUUGCAAUGAGAGAAGCAUGCAAAUAUGUUGAUGAAAAGCUGGCAGUUAAGGUUGAAAAGCUUGGAAAAGAUUCUCUUGUAAACUGUGCCAAGACAAGCAUGUCCUCAAAAUUGUUAGCGAGUGACAGUGAUUUCUUUGCCAAUUUGGUUGUUGAAGCUGUACAGUCCGUUAAAAUGACCAAUGCACGGGGUGAAAUUAAGUAUCCAAUCAAGGGAAUCAAUAUCCUUAAAGCUCAUGGUAAAAGUGCUAAGGAGAGCUACUUGUUAAAAGGCUAUGCACUUAAUACUGGCCGUGCAGCACAAGGAAUGCCUAUGAGAGUUGCUCCUGCAAAGAUUGCAUGUCUCGACUUUAAUCUUCAAAAGACAAAAAUGCAAUUGGGGGUUCAAGUAUUAGUCACCGACCCAAGGGAGUUGGAGAAGAUCCGUCAAAGGGAAGCUGAUAUGACGAAAGAACGCAUUGAGAAGAUUCUCAAGGCUGGAGCUAACGUCAUUUUGACCACAAAGGGGAUUGAUGACAUGGCACUCAAGUACUUUGUGGAGGCUGGUGCAAUAGCUGUUAGACGUGUGCGGAAGGAGGAUUUACGCCAUGUUGCAAAGGCAACUGGUGCAACUGCGGUUUCAACAUUUGCGGACAUGGAAGGAGAGGAAACAUUUGAUUCAUCUUUUCUUGGAUAUGCCGAUGAAGUAGUAGAGGAGCGCAUCGCAGAUGACGAUGUAAUAAUGAUAAAGGGAACCAAAACCUCGAGCGCGGUUUCCCUCAUACUCAGAGGUGCUAAUGACUUCAUGCUUGAUGAGAUGGAUAGGGCUUUGCAUGAUGCUUUAUGUAUUGUCAAAAGGACUCUGGAAUCCAAUGCGGUGGUUGCAGGUGGAGGUGCAGUGGAGGCUGCCUUAUCUGUCUAUUUGGAGUAUCUUGCUACAACUUUAGGAUCUCGGGAGCAGUUGGCAAUUGCAGAAUUUGCUGAAUCAUUGUUGAUCAUUCCAAAGGUUCUUGCUGUCAAUGCUGCAAAGGAUGCAACUGACUUGGUUGCCAAACUUCGUGCCUAUCACCAUACUGCACAAACUAAGGCAGAUAAGAAGCAUCUCUCAAGCAUGGGGUUGGACCUAGUAAAGGGUACCACCCGUAACAACUUGGAAGCUGGUGUGAUUGAACCUGCAAUGAGCAAAAUCAAGAUCCUACAGUUUGCAACCGAAGCAGCUAUUACAAUAUUACGAAUCGAUGACAUGGUCAGACUUGUGAAGGAUGAGAGUCAAGAUGGUCAAGAUUAAAUCUACUUUUUGCUGACUAGAAAUCAUGACUGGCAGUCUUCGGCUACUGUAAUUUUGGUUAGUUUGAUACUGGAAAGAUUAGCGUUGGUGAGGUGGAAAGUCUUUUAUUGGUUCGAUUUGAUUUGGUUUGGUUUGGUUUGGUUUAGUUUGGUUCGGUGGUGAUGGUUUUGGCACAACCACAGGGUUUUAUGUAGUAAAAUCUUAAGAGUUGGCCUUUCCAUUUAAGCUUUUGGUAAAAAAGAAGUUGGAUUUUUAUAAGAUUUCCAACUUUUAGGGGAUGAAAUGGUGUUAUUCUUCUUCUUCAGACACUUGUAAUUGUAUCAUCUGUUGAACCAAGAUUAUGUUUUAUUUGUC
Molecule: messenger RNA, 2123 nt
Organism: Cynara cardunculus var. scolymus (artichoke)
Lineage: Eukaryota; Viridiplantae; Streptophyta; Magnoliopsida; Asterales; Asteraceae
Product: T-complex protein 1 subunit alpha-like
Exons: 17
Coding region: 126-1769 (547 amino acids)
Biological process (GO): protein folding
Cellular component (GO): chaperonin-containing T-complex
Molecular function (GO): ATP-dependent protein folding chaperone; ATP hydrolysis activity; ATP binding
Source: RefSeq, a predicted model, not a curated record